This is a messenger RNA of Siniperca chuatsi (mandarin fish), 2658 nucleotides long. Its product is annotated as glycine--tRNA ligase. The record is from RefSeq and is a predicted model, not a curated record. Gene Ontology annotation, molecular function: ATP binding; glycine-tRNA ligase activity. Gene Ontology annotation, cellular component: mitochondrion; cytoplasm. The transcript has 17 exons. The coding region runs from base 189 to 2219 and encodes 676 amino acids. Lineage: Eukaryota; Metazoa; Chordata; Actinopteri; Centrarchiformes; Sinipercidae. Gene Ontology annotation, biological process: mitochondrial glycyl-tRNA aminoacylation.
CUAAAGCCCUGGUUUCAGACACCACUAUUUACCAGGAUCAGAUUGUACAGAAACAUGCGCCUCCCCUUCUGCUUUCCCCUCAGCUUUAAAGAAAGCCUGAAGGAAAAGUGCGAAGAGUCGAGUCCAGGGCAGAUCCACGGCUGGCUGCAGGAGGAGCGCGCUGCAGAGAGCUUUCUAUACGUGUCAAGAUGGAAGAAGUACUGGCGCCAUUGAGGGAGGCUGUGAGGGAACAGGGUGACUUGGUGCAUCAGCUGAAGGAAAAAGGCACCGCAGAGCAGGAGCUGAGCAGAGCUGUUGCAGAGCUGAAAGCCCGGAAGAAGAUUCUUGAAGCAAAGGAAUUGGCUUUGCAGCCCAAAGCUGACACAGUGGACAGAGUCAAGAUGGAGGAUACCUUAAAGCGGAGAUUCUUCUACGAUCAGGCUUUUGCCAUAUAUGGAGGUGUGAGCGGCCUGUACGACUUCGGCCCUGUGGGCUGUGCCCUGAAGAACAACAUCCUACAGGUUUGGAGGCAGCACUUCAUCCAGGAGGAGCAGAUCCUGGAGAUCGACUGCACCAUGCUGACCCCCGAGCCCGUCCUCAAGACGUCGGGGCAUGUGGAUAAAUUUGCUGACUACAUGGUGAAAGAUGCCAAGACUGGAGAAUGCUACCGCGCUGAUCACCUCCUCAAAGCUCACUUAAAAAAACUGAUGUCUGAUGAGAAAUGCUCCGCAGAGAAGGUGACCGAGAUGGAGGAUGUAAUCACUCAGAUGGACAACUACACCCAGCUGGAGCUGACCGAUCUCUUUGUGAAAUACAACGUCAAGUCUCCGUCCACAGGAAACGACCUCACACCUCCCGUCUCCUUCAACCUGAUGUUUCAGACGUCCAUUGGACCAGGGGGGAACAUGCCUGGCUAUCUGAGGCCUGAAACAGCUCAGGGAAUGUUCCUCAACUUCAAGCGUCUGCUGGAGUUUAACCAGGGAAAAUUGCCCUUUGCUGCUGCUCAGAUAGGAAACUCCUUCAGGAACGAGAUCUCUCCUCGCUCUGGACUCAUUCGUGUUAGGGAGUUCACCAUGGCUGAGAUUGAGCACUUUGUGGACCCAAAGGAGAAGAUCCACCCUAAAUUCUCCAACGUGGCCGACCUUGAGAUCAUGUUGUACUCCUCCAAGGCCCAGACCAGCGGCCAGUCUGCACAUAUCAUGAGGCUGGGGGACGCUGUGGAGCAGGGAGUGAUCAACAAUUCAGUGUUGGGCUACUUCAUUGGAAGAAUCUACCUCUAUCUAACUAAAGUGGGGCUGUCCAAAGAUAAAGUGCGCUUCCGUCAGCACAUGGAAAACGAGAUGGCUCACUACGCAUGUGACUGCUGGGACGCUGAGUCUAAAACCUCCUAUGGCUGGAUUGAGAUUGUGGGCUGUGCUGACCGCUCCUGCUAUGACCUCUCGUGUCACUCCAGAGCCACCAAGGUCCCUCUAGUGGCUGAAAAGCCCCUGAAAGAACCCAAAGUAGUAAAUGUUGUCCAGUUUGAGCCCAAUAAGGGAGCCAUAGGAACGGCCUACAAGAAAGAUGCCAAGUUGGUUCUGGAGCACCUGGCUGCCUGUGACAAAUGCUACAUCAGUGAUCAGGAGAAGCUUCUCAAUGAACAUGGGGAGUUCAGCUUUGAGACACAGGGCAGGACAUUUAAACUUACCAAAGACAUGGUCAGUGUGAAGAGGUUCCAGAAAACUUUGCAUGUGGAGGAGAUUGUUCCCAAUGUAAUCGAGCCGUCUUUUGGCAUCGGCAGAAUCAUGUACUCUAUCUUCGAGCACUCGUUCCGCAUCCGUCAGGGGGAUGAACAGAGGACGUAUUUCAGCUUCCCUGCCACUGUAGCUCCAUACAAAUGUUCCAUCCUUCCUUUGAGCCAAAACCAGGAGUUUAUGCCAUUUGUCCACCAGUUAUCUGAGGCAAUGACAAAAAUCGGUGUGUCUCACAAAGUGGAUGACUCUUCAGGAUCCAUCGGGAGGCGCUACGCCAGGACGGACGAGAUCGGAGUGGCGUUUGGCAUCACCAUCGACUUCGACACAGCCAACAAGACGCCUCACACGGCCACUCUGAGAGACCGCGACUCAAUGAGGCAGAUCAGGGCCGAGGUCACUGAGUUGCCAGAGAUGGUUCGCGAUCUGGCUAACGGCACCCUGAUGUGGGCUGAGGUGGAGAGAAAUUACCCCAUCUUUGAAGGACAGGAGACCAGCAAGAAGGAGUAACCAAAGUGGGACUGUACGCACAGGGACCACAUUGAUAAUAAAGAUUUUACAUUUUACCAUAACCAUUUUUUGGAAACAGAAAGCUUUUUAGCCUUAUGAAUUUUGUAUUUUUACAUAAAGGAAAAGAGUUUCUUUCAUUGGGAGUUGUUUAUGAUGGAAUACAUAGGCUUUCAAUAUGACUGUAUUUAUGAUGGAUAGAAUAUUCAUUCCUGGGAUUGUAUCUUUAUCUGUUGGUGUGUUCAUUGGAGAUUUGAACUUGUCAUAUAGACUGUAGGAAAGCACAACCAGUCACAAACAUGCAGGAAGGCUCACACAGUCCUCUGUGGCCUCCUUCCUCAAGCAGUGUUACUGUCACCUGAGCAGCUCUCUUAACAACUCCUUUUUUUAAAUACUAUAUGCCUUGGUUGACCUUUUUAAAUAAACCACAUACUGUAUGGUU